Messenger RNA from Colletotrichum orchidophilum, 447 nucleotides. RefSeq lists its product as uncharacterized. NCBI's taxonomy places the organism in Eukaryota, Fungi, Ascomycota, Sordariomycetes, Glomerellales, Glomerellaceae. The record is from RefSeq and is a predicted model, not a curated record. The transcript has 2 exons. Bases 1 to 447 code for a protein of 148 amino acids.
AUGAAAUUCACUCUCGCUACUAUCGCUGGCCUCUUUGGCGUCUCUGCCAUCGCUGCUCCAGCACCCCAGGAAUCUGGUGCCUCUUUGACAUAUGAGAACAUCAACAUCGCCGAUCUCUCCGUUUUCAAGCAGCAAAAUGGCACAGUGACCAACGUCAGAUUCCUCCUCUCUGGCAACAAUGCCGCGGAUCUUACCUGCGAGGGUGCGACCGGUGUCCCCUCGGAUGUGAUCACCUGCGGCGAGUCCAAGUACCGUUUCACGAUCCGUCCAGGCAACGAGACUGAAUUUGCGCUCCGCAUCUACCAUGAGCUCGGCCUUGCAUUCGGUUACUGGGGUCAAGGUGAUGUACCCACGUACUGUCACACCGCUGGUCUCGGAGAGACCUGCAACCAAGUCAACCCUACGACGAUUGUCAUUGACAGCGCCCCCCCGCCUGUCAACCCCUAA